UUACCCUCCAGCACCCGUUCUUAUUUUUAUUUGUCUCCUUUUUAUUUAGACUUUAUAAUUAUAAUUUAAAUUUUUGGACUAAAGAUGGUAAACUGUGGAGCUUCUGGAAGUUUUUUGGCGCCGGGCAAUGCUGUUGUUUGCUGUGCUUGCCCAAUAAAAUAUCAUAAGGUCUGCCUCGCCAUCUAUUAAGAUCAAAGAAAAAACGAAAUAAUAUCAAAGAAAAAAAAUACUGCAUAUAUAAAAUAAAUAAAUAAUUAAAAUUGCCUAAGUGGAUUAAAAAUACUAUGCAAUAGCUUUACCGCGGCAGUCCCCGAGUGCCACAAGUAUUUUUUUUAAUUAUAUUUUUUAGGCAAAGGUUAACGUUGUUCGAAAAUUGUGUACGAUCGCAGCACAUAAUGCAUGCUACUACAAGUGAAUUCUCUCGGGCGAAUCACAUAGUUUAAUAUCAGUUGAACGUCACUUACAGGUAAGUUCGUUUAACUUUCAAUAAUAAAUCAUAUGAUGGUUAAUAUUGGCGUUAAUUUGAAUACGCCUUCAAGUUACAAGUUAGUUCCCUACAAUGAUCUUCUAUAAAAAGGUCAUUCAUUAACAAGCAUAUAAUAUAGCCAAUUAUAUACUAAACGAGAGAAUUUACAUGUGAAGUAUUCCUUGCGAUGCAUAAACAAAUUAGUACUGCCCACUUCACGCCUCAAGCUAAACUUAACAAGUACCUUUAACUUUUCUAUAAUCAUAUCUAACCAUUUACCAGAGACAUUAAGAAACGAAACUAAUGACAUUGUAUUUAUAAUACAAUUAAAACUGUUAUUAAUCGAGAAGUGUUACUAUAGUAUUAAAGAUUAUUUGAAUGACAAUCUUAAGUAAAUAGCGACUAACAUGUACAUAAUUACAAUAAAAUGAUACACAUAAAUGACAUAUACAAUUAUACACACAAACAUACAUACAUAAAUAUUAUUUAACUUGACAUUAAAGGAUAACAUUUUUUUUACUAGUAGCCCGCCUAUUAAUUAUUUGUAAAUGUAAUGAAUUUUAUCUUCACUUAAAUCACACUAAUAUUAUAAAGGCGAAAGUAUGUGAGUGUGUAUGUUUGUUACUUCUUCACGUCUAAACGGCUGGAACGAUUUUAAUAAAAUUUGGUAUGGAGUUAGCUGACACCUUAGAUUAACACAUAGGCUACUUUUAUCACGAAAAAAAUUUAGGUUCCAGAGGUAUUUUCAAGAAACUAAGUUAACGCAGACGAAGUCGCGGGCGACCUCUAGUAAUAUAUAAAUUACCCAUAGUGAUAUUCAGUACCUAACUCUUUCAAUUUAUAAAUUAACAUAGAAAGAAUGUAACUCCUCUCUUCUACCUCUCAUUGAGUUGCGUGCCCGACAUAUCCAUAAUGAUCGUAUUAUGUCAUAACUUAUAUUUAACAUCUUUUUGUACAUUGUGGACAUAGAUGAAUAAUUGGUUUCGCUUCACUCGACUAGAUACCGCCGGCGUACUUGUCUAAUGCGGCAACAAAUACUAUGCCGAAAUCGGCAUACCCGAGCUUUCGCCGAGCCAGUCAACCUGACAGUUGUGUACGGGGUGUACGUAGUGAAUGUUUUAUUAAAAUUUGGUGUUAAAGUAAAGUGCCAGUUCAUGUUGUGAAAUAAUACAACAAUAAAUAACAAGGACGCUGGGAUCACAUAACAUCAAUAAGUAUAGUAAAAUUCCGAAAUUUCAACAUAAAAUAACAUGAACCCUAAACGUCAUUCAGGUGUUGCCGCGUAAGCAAGAAUCAAGUCCCUGUGGUUGAGAUUUUUAUUUAUAAUGUGAAUUUAUUGUUAGUGUAUUUUAUUAUUGAACCUAUGUUAUUUAAACUUCCUAUUAAAAUUGCAAAUAAACUUAACCUAGUUUUAUAUUAUUUAACGUUUAUCUUUGUGAUCUACCUUUUAUUCCUAUGAUAUUCUGUUAUUAUUUUUAAUAUCAUUUUUUCAACACAUUUGCUUGUAAACUGACUCUUAUUAUUUACACAGUUUUUAGUUUCACAAUUCAGCAUAUUAACUAGCAUCUUGUUGUGUAUUUUUUUUUAAUUUCAGCAUAUUAUUGAAGUUAUUUUAGGGUUAAGAUGACAAAUAAUUCAUUUUAUAUUUAUAAACACAAAUUAACUUAACUCACUUAUUAAGAAACACGCCUAGUCGUAUAAGUACACUAAAAUAUUGAUAUAUUCGCAUUUAAUUAAGUGCAUCUUCUUCAAGUAUUUUAUGAGCUAUAUUUAUAACCUGGUACAUAUUAAUUAUAACUUACAAUAUUUUCCCUAUUACUUGGGUAGAAGUUGAGCAGCUGGCUACACGAUUUAUAACAUUUGAUAGCGUCAUUGCAAAUUGACAUACACACACUACAACAAUGAGUUGCCGCAUUUUCGGAGCUGUUGUUUUUUGUCAGCGCGGUAUCUAGUUGAGUGAAGCGAGACCAAUCAUUUAUCUAUGAUUGUGGAUAUGAAAUAAACGAAUUGAAUUGAAAAUUUACUAGAAAUAAUUACACUCCUGCGGUCAGCCAUGGGUCAGCCUGACACCUCGAUAGCGAAUCCUUCGCCAUGCCUUGACCGAGUGGGUUUCUUUGUAGCAAAUAUUUUUUACUAGCUAGUAAAGUGAAAAGCUUUUCACUUUUCAUAAGUGCUUUGCCAAGUUGCAGUUACCGUUAUCAUUGUAACACAACAUCAACAAAAAGGUAAUGUUAAAAUCCAAAGAAGCUAUUUAUGUACGUAACGCUAAAUUGGACGAAGAAACUUGCAGUAAAAAGCGGAAUGCAUAAUUUCCUUGUUAAAAUCUUUUUGCUUGAUUGAGCUCUUUGCUUAUUUUGGAGAGAUUAGCAUGCCUAUGUCAAGGCAUAGGUGUCGCAGACAUGUCAACAGAAGUUAUAGUUAUUUUUGCAAGUUAAAAUUAUGUUACGCCAAAGCAUAAAAUAGAAGUUACUUUCAUUCGCCAUUUUCACGGGAAACGAUAUAUUAUCAUGGUUAUGUCAAGGGAUUGGAGAUGGAAGGAACAGUGUGUGUUGUGUUGAUUUGUUUAUUUUGUAUGAAACCUGUAAGAACUAAACCAGAUUUGGACUCGGAGUUGGCAGCCAGCGAGGAUCGAUGGAUGUACCGGCACAAGAAGAUGGAUGAGUUGGAAGCAGCUUGUUCCGCCCUGCAACCCUCGGCUAAGGACAUCGUUAGGCGUUUCUAUGCAAUACUGCCUUAUUUUGACAAAGAGCAUUCGAACACUGCGUUCCUCCAUAAGCUCAGGGGAACAGUCUACGGUAUGUCAGAGGGAGAGGACAUGCUAGACAGAGAGGCAGCGUUCUAUGCCACUGUGCUUACACCGGUUGUAUUCCUUCAACAGUACAGAGACACGUGGUGCCUUUUGGAAAGGUUCCAUAGAGCGAUUCGGUUGUACCAAAUUUCACAUCCAACAGAGAAGCGAUCCGCCUUAAAAAUAUUACAAAACCUGAGAUCAGUUACUCAAAAGAUCCGUUCCUUUGUUUACGACUUGCCGGGACCCUCGACCCGACCUACAACUACUGCGUCUGAUGUGGAUGAAGAAGACCUACACGACAAGAAAGAUAUCACGUACUUAAAAGAGCUCAUUAAAAAUCUUGGCUGA
Molecule: messenger RNA, 3605 nt
Organism: Chilo suppressalis (striped riceborer)
Lineage: Eukaryota; Metazoa; Arthropoda; Insecta; Lepidoptera; Crambidae
Source: the annotation of a GenBank genome assembly